This is a messenger RNA of Caenorhabditis sp. 36 PRJEB53466, 3398 nucleotides long. Lineage: Eukaryota; Metazoa; Nematoda; Chromadorea; Rhabditida; Rhabditidae. The record is from the annotation of a GenBank genome assembly.
AUGCUUGUCAUUUCUCUCCUCGGUUUUCUGGUUCCCAUUUUACAAGGUAAGGCUGAUUGUAAAUCGGAGAACAACGGGCAUUUGGUCAUUUGAGCUUUUGCUACUGUAAUACUAUAGGACUUCGUUCAGCCUCGUCCCGAUGUUCCUCUCCAAAUGCGACGACCUAUCUGCGAUCCGAAGGCACGCGUCUCAUGGAAUUCUCCAAGAAAGUAAUGAAAGAUGUAACUUUGAACGAGUGCGCGACCGCCUGUUCCGAUUCUCUGACUGUGAGUCGUCCCUUUUGAGCAUACUCAAUCCUUUCCGAUUCGAUUUCAGACGGACGAGUGUCUCUCGUUCGAGUACGACGCCUCGCUCCUCCAGUGUUCGCAUCACUCGGACGACGGACAGCCAUUCGGUGCUUCGGUUCUCGCGAAGGCGCCGCAGAUGAUCUCGUUCUUCCAGCAGAUUUGUUUACUCGGUACUUGAAACAAGCAAAAGACCAUUAAGUGGUAUUUAGUAGCGAAAAACAAGUGUUGAGAUUUAUAGAAAAACAAUAUUUACAAUGUACACUCAAUGAAAGGUUUCAGAAGAAGCAGUGUGCAGUGCUCCGUACUCGUUCGAAAGAUUCCCGCAAUCCGUUUUGAUCGGGCACGCCAUGAAAGUGCUCACUGUGGACGGGCUCUCCGAUUGCCUUUCCAAGUGCGUUCUGUCUCCGAAACUCUACAACUUCCUUUGCAAAUCGGCCAUUUACUACUAUGAAACUGGGGAAUGCAUCAUGAACCGGGACAGCAAGUUCAUCUAUCCGAAGCUCUUCAAAACGAACGUCCUUGACACUUUGGUUGAUUAUUUCGAGAAUAAUUGUGCGGACGGUGAGAAGAAUGACCGAAAUCGAACUAAAAUUGAAGAUUAUUGAGUUUCAGUGGCGUGCAGAGCGGAGGAGACUCUACAUUGGGUCCGCACCGAAGAAUAUCUGAUCGACGAGGCAAAGGAUGUGAUUGUGGAGAGCACGGACGCGCAGGAGUGCAAUCAACUGUGCCAGGCGAAUAAAAUCGGACAGGAGAACUUUCCGUGCCGGGCGUUCGCCUACAGUAACUCGAAGCAAGAGUGCCAUCUGACGGCCGAGAGCAGUUAUGUCGGACACAGUGAGCUCGAGAAUCUGAUCAGAUAUGAAGACAUUAUGCACUUACAGAAGGAGACAAGAAGUUCAAUUUGGCACCAUUGAACAGUGGAGAAUACUUUGAGAAAAUCUGUCUGCCAAGUACGUCGUUUUUAUGUUCGAUUGAUGACAUUUCGAUCAAAUUCCAGCGAAUCUCCAAUGUAUUGAGGCCAGUUUCGAACUGGUGGCCAACCGAAUGAUGACCAGUUCCUACAAAACGAUUCCCUCGCUCUCGCAGCACGAGUGCCUCAGUCAGUGCAUGAAAGAUGGAGCGAGGUGUUCCAGUGCCACGUAUUUCUACAUGGAUGUGAGUUUGAACCAAAAAAUGAUCUAGCAGCGAGUGGUUUCGAUCCACCGACCUCUGGGUUAUGGGCCCAGCACGCUUCCACUGCGCCACGCUGCUGACAGGAAAACCGCCCCUUCUCUUUAGUACCUUUUUACUGACUUUUCGCUCAUCGCGUUUCACUCACAGUGAUUCCUCAGUUCUUAGUGUCCCCUUCAGUGGCUGUUCACUGACUGAUUACUGGUUUUCGGCUAAUCAGCGUCUGCUCGGUGAUCGCUCGGUAAUUUCCGAGUGUUUCCGUUUUUCCUGAUGAAGACACAGACAAACCGGCGUGGGUGAAAUGAGGGCGAGGCGUGGGCAAACGGGCGGGGAGGCCAAAAUCAGAAAAAAAAUGUUGUGAAUGAUCGGGUGUAACCAUAUCAAACAAGAAUCCGAUUCCUCGUCUGGAACUUCGCAGUCCAUCCGAGUUUUUCGCUUAAGAUCCUUGGCUGACUAUGAACAAAACGAUCAUGCCGAAAGAUGUACCAAACUCACCCUCGCCGACCCGCCGGUUUGCCUGUGGAAAUAUUCGCUUUUCAGGACGAAUGUCAGCUUUCUGAUAUUUCGCAAUUCUCGCGUCCCAACGAGUUUGUGGUCGCCAAUUUCACCGAUUAUUUCGACAAAAUAUGCGACCCGACCGACCCGAAAGUGCUGGAGAAACCGGAAACUCCGUCGGGGCUCACGGAGAACAGUGUGCACGAGGAGCCCAGUUCCACGGAAAGAAGCAUUGCUCAAGGAGCGACGAACUUCGAGGUGGCAACCACUGGGAGCACGGUGGAGUUCGAGGACGACAACCUCAUCAAGGACAAUCUGGCUAUCGAAGCCGUGCACGGAGUGUCCACGAAUCAGGGACUGGGAGACAAACGGGAGACGAAAGUGGAAGUGGAAGGUGAGCGAAUAAGAGAAUGACUGAAAAAUGAGGAGGGGGAGGUUCAGAGACAGUCAUAGAUGAUACCGACGAGUUCUCGAGGGAAGUGGACGACUCCGGAGAGGCGCCGACGUCUUCGGAAGCGAGCGAAGGAAAGGUGAAGGCGAGGCUGUCGACCGAGUGCCGAAUGUCCGGAAUCUCCGUUGCAAUCACAUUCGCAGCACCCACUUCUGGAACUAUUUACAUAAAGGUAAAUGAACACACUUUUCUUCUGAAAAUCCGCGGAUUUCCCUUGCAGGAUCAUUUCUCAAGCUGUCGGCAGUCGUUCUCCAAUUCCACCUUUGCCGAACUCCACAUCCCGUUCCCCACAGAAGACGAUUCAAAGUGCGGCGGAACGGAAUCCGAGCCGCACAAGUGGGAUUACACUGUUGUCGUCGAGCGGAACGACAUGAGGACGCCUUCGUUGAUAACCACGAAGGACAAGACUUUCCAGGUCACUUGUGACUUUUCCAAGAUUGCCGAUGAGAAUCAAUUGGCCGCUUUGAAGUAAGAUUAGGAGGGAAAUUGCCGGGAUACCAUCUGAAAGCAAAGUUCAGACCGAAACUGGAAGGAGACGUGAAGAGCGAGAAGAUUCUGAUGGAAAUAGUGAGGAAUGGGCAGGCGGUGACUACAGUACCACUCGGAGCGGAAGUCGGAUUACGGUGGACAGGUACGACGAUUCAUAGAUUGAUUUCCAUCGAGAAAACGUUGAAACUUAGUGAUUAAUCCGUCUGAAAACUUGGGAUUCUUCAUCAACGAAUGCAUAGCCGAACGGGUCGGCGGACAGCCUCCACAUCCGGAGCCGUUGAAGAUCAUCUACCAGGGGUAAGUGCGCUCUGCCGAACUCAUCGACUCCAUUCCCCUUUUCUCCAGAUGCCCUGAGGAGAAGGUGCGGAACCGUCUGUUGCACGACCCAGUGACCAACAAAGACGACGUGUACUCGACGAAGAUGAAAGUGUUCCGAUUCGACGGCUCCCGCCGAGUCCGCAUCAAGUGCUCCAUCGAUGUGUGCGUCGAAAAAUGUCCCCCGGUGA